Messenger RNA from Bufo gargarizans (Asiatic toad), 887 nucleotides. Its product is annotated as lipopolysaccharide-induced tumor necrosis factor-alpha factor homolog. The coding region runs from base 1 to 510 and encodes 169 amino acids. The record is from RefSeq and is a predicted model, not a curated record. Lineage: Eukaryota; Metazoa; Chordata; Amphibia; Anura; Bufonidae. Gene Ontology annotation, molecular function: zinc ion binding. The transcript is spliced from 6 exons.
AUGGCAACCCUUAACUUUAAAUAUGCACUGAGAGAAAUAGAGGGAACCCCAGAACAGCGUGAAACAGGUGCUGAAGGAGUUUAUCCGACCCCACCACCAUAUGCAUUUGGAGGACCACAGCCCCCAGGUGCUGAAAGAGCACAUCCAGUCCCACCACCAUAUGGAUUUGGAGGACCACAGACCCCAGGUGUUGGAGUAGCUCACCCAACUGCACCAGGAGUUGGAGGACUACAGCCCACAGUGGUUAUGGCCCCUGUAACAACAGUGGUCAUGGCAACAUCAUUUGCUGACACUCCAGCAUCAUGCACCUGUCCUGUUUGUCGCGAGAACAUAUUGACACGUAUACAACAUACCAAUGGACUCCUAGUCUGGGUUAUCUUUGGCACCAUGAUUCUGGUCGGAUGCUGGUUAGGAUGCUGCCUGAUUCCUUUCUGCAUGGACAGCUGUAAGGAUGUCGAUCAUUAUUGCCCCAAAUGCAAUCAUCACCUAUCAAAAUAUAAAAGGCUCUGAAUGAGAUUCCUCAGCUGUCUAGAAAAAAGAAGCAUAAACCCAGUUUGCCUCCUAAUGGCCUCAAACCUGUCUAUUCACUGCUGAGGACAUUUGCUAAAACCACUAUUUCUCACUUGGGAAAAGGAACUAGACCGGGAAUUCACCGCUAAAAAUUGGUCAAAAUCAUUGCAUUUUAUAGCAAAUACAUUUAAAUGCUCUAUACUUUAUGAGCCUGCAAUGAAAACUGUAGGCAACAAAACUCACGAUCACUAAUGGUUAAAAUCCCCCCUUUAUGUAAGAUUGUGAGCAUGGUCAAUACAUCAUGCUCUCAUGAAUAAAUGCUAGCUUACAUGAAACAUUAAUAUCCUAAAUUUGGGGAAGCCUGGAGGACUUGCAUC